CAAUUGUUUCGUUCCAGUGCUGAAAGCCUGCUUCGCUGUGGCUCGGCGUGAAAAGUGAGGGGAAGUGAUGUGUGAGAACCGCAGCAGGGAAGGAGAAGGCAGCUGGGAAUUUUGCCUGGAGCGCGGCAGGCUGGAGAUCUGUGGCUAGAAGUAAAAGAAGCAUAAGGAAGAGAUGAGGAGAGAGCAAGGGGGACUGAAGUUUGAAGCUGGGCCGGUGUGAAGGAUGAGGUUGGAGGAGGUGGGUGAUGAGUACAAGUGGACUUAAAAAAGGAGGAGACAGGAAGAUGACAGAAGAGGAGAGCUUUGCCUUAUAGGGGAAACAGAAAGGAUCAACAGAGCGUUUCACAAGUUUCUACACAACAGUUUGCAUAUAUGGGAACUCAACACACUCUCAAUCUCACGUUAAAACGAUGCUUCAGACUGGAUGUGUAUCUGCUGCUGUUAAAAAGACCUCAGAGGAGAACCUUCCAGCUGUGGCUUCAGCGUCACUCUGCCUAGGAUCUGCGUCUCGGCACCUUUGCUGCACCCUCUGUCUCGGUCUGCUAACCUGUGAUUUGAUGUGUGCAUGCUCACACCCACAAUGUUGCAACACUAGACAGUCACAAAAGCAGCUCCUCCUCAUAAGCAGCAGGUCCCUGGAAGCAGCCGAGCUGUCAGUGACUUGCUGCAAACGCAUGCCUGCUCUCGGCCCCGAGCUCUCCGCUCUGUUUUUUUUGUUUCUAAAGUUCCUGCCAAGGAAGGAGGAGGAUGGAAAGUGUGGCUGGAGAGAAGAGACAGAAAGCAGAAAGAGAAAGCUGAGAAACUGAGAGGCUAGGAAGAUCUGACAGCUCCGAUCUGGCUCGGCGGACUGGAGGAUCCCUACAAGUGAUCCCUUGCUUUUGGGUCAAUCCGGACCUUUUGGCGUUCUCUUAAACUGUUUCAUUUCCUCUCUCUUCUUUUGCCUCCACCAUGCGAAGAGACCGCUUCCUGCUGGCUGCAACCCUUGGAGCCCUUUUCUCUGCAGAUUUUUACUUCAUCCUUCUGCCAAAGCUGCAGAGCAGGAGACAUAGAGCGGCAAACAGUUGCUCCUGUAGUCCCGACACCAACCUCAGCCUCCCCAGGUUGGAGACUCUCGCCACACCAUACCUCUCCAACUGGACUCACGCGCCUCUGUCCAGUGCUGCGACUACACCUGAACUGGAUGAUGGAGGCUCCAAGCUGCAGAGGCUGUUCUCCCACCCUCUCUACAACAUCCAGACUCCGGAGUUGCAGCCAGAGGAGAAGCUGCUGCAGGCGAAGCAGCUGAUGGAGUACUACGGGAGGAAGGUGUCGCACUGGGAAAGACGAAAGAAGCUCUUUGAAGAGGCAGCUACUUUGACCAACAUCUCGUUGAUGGAGCAAAAGAUGACUUAUGAUCCGAACGCCAGCUGGCUGAGGUUCCACCUGGGAAUCAACCGCUACGCCCUGUACGACCGGGACGACCCCGCCGUCCUCCAGCUUCUCACCGACAUGCAGAACAUGACCAUCGUUGGCGCAGAUUACACCCAGGAUGAGAAAGCUCUAAAAGGAGCGUGUGACUGCACUCAAGUGGUGAAACCGAGCGGCCAUCACCUGAAGCUGGCUCUGAAGAUGAGCAACUUUGGCAAAGCGAUGUUUAAACCGAUGAGGCAGCAGAGAGAUGAGGAAACUCCAGGGGACUUCUUCUACUUUGUGGACUUCCAGAGACACAACGCAGAGAUCGCAGCCUUCCACCUGGACAGGAUCCUGGACUUCCGGAGGGUUCCGCCGGUGGCCGGCAGGCGAGUCAACGUAAGCGGAGAAGUCCUCCAUGUUGCCCACAACGAAGACCUGCGGGCCGUGUUCUUCACCUCACCAGCAAACAACACGUGUUUCUUCGCCAAGUGCCUGUAUGUGUGUAAGACGGAGUACGCUGUGUGCGGGGGCCCCGACCUGCUGGAGGGCUCCCUGUCCGCCUACCUGCCGGGCCUCACUGUGGCUCCUCGCCUCUCCAUCCCGAAUCCAUGGAAACGCUCCUACACCUUCUCCGGACGAGAAGAGUGGGAGGUAAAUCCUUUCUACUGUGACUCCGUUAAACAGGCGUAUCCUUAUAACUCUGGCAACAGGUUGCUCAACAUUAUAGACAUGUCCAUCUUUGACUUCCUGAUAGGUAACAUGGACAGACACCAUUAUGAGAUUUUUACCAAGUUUGGAGAUGAAGGUUUACUUCUGCACUUGGACAACGCCAGAGGGUUUGGGAAGCAUUCCCAUGAUGAGAUGUCCAUCCUGGCUCCACUGUCUCAGUGCUGCAUCAUAAAGCGUUCCACGCUGCUGAGACUCCAGCUCUUGGCCCGACCACGCUUCAGACUCAGCGAUGUGAUGAGAGAGUCUCUGGAUGGGGAUCCUUUAAGGCCAGUGCUGACCGAGCCCCACCUGUUGGCGCUGGACCGCAGACUGCAGAAGGUCCUGCGGGCGGUGCAGCGCUGCGUCCGGCGGCUCGGCCAGGACCAGGUCAUCACUAAGGACUUCACAAGACCCACAGCGACUCCUCAGAGUGCAACGCAGAGGGGGAACAACAGGUAGCCGAGGACUGAGCUGCUUUUGGUCAACAGAAGCUGCCUGGGAGACUUUAGUGAUGACCUGCAGUCACCAUGGAAACCGAGGAGGAUCAGACUGGAGCUGAAGGAACAAGAUGUCAGGAGAUCCUUAAUGAGAACUUGGACAAAGAAGGAAACGCUACAGGGCCGAGCAAAGUUCAAAACGUCUCAUCAUUUAAAUUAAGCUAAACUACAACUGCCGUCAUAAACACAUACACACACACGCUCACACACACCAUCAUAAGCAACAGAGAUAAAGAAUCCUCAUCAUACUGGUGCCUCUGGAAAAGAUGAGUGAAAAGUCUUAAAAUGCAGUAGACCUGUUUUUUCUUGCAGUAGCAGAGUUUACAUCGGCACAGUUUGAAAAUUCUACCUUUAAUAUUAAUCCAUUUAUUCUUGUGGAAAAAAAAGAGAUCCUAUUUUGACAAAUUAUGAAUUUUUAACUGAAUCCUCAAACCAAAUCUGUAAAAAAAAAAAAAUAAAUCUGUUUUUAAUUGCCUA
Xiphophorus maculatus (southern platyfish) is the source of this 3074-nucleotide messenger RNA. It is a transcript of the gene fam20a, whose product is annotated as FAM20A, golgi associated secretory pathway pseudokinase. The transcript has 11 exons. The record is from RefSeq and is a predicted model, not a curated record. Gene Ontology annotation, molecular function: protein serine/threonine kinase activator activity. NCBI's taxonomy places the organism in Eukaryota, Metazoa, Chordata, Actinopteri, Cyprinodontiformes, Poeciliidae. The coding region runs from base 949 to 2559 and encodes 536 amino acids. Gene Ontology annotation, cellular component: Golgi apparatus.